AUGGAAGGCCAUUCGGUGCAACCUUCGGAGCGGAUGCCCGCACUGCAGGAAUGGAUAGCGCGAUGGACACCCCAAAUUCAUCCUGUGAAAUCACCAGAGCAAGAGUACCAAGAAAAAUUCAAGAUAGCUCAAGAUUCGUUCAACAGCCUAACACAAUCGUCACAAAACUCGUUCGACAAAUCAACAAUCGAUGAGACUAUGGGCUGCCUUGCCCGCAUCAAAGAGCUCAUGACGCUACAUGAAGAUACCAAGGAACAAAAAGAGCAACAAUAUCAGGAAAAGAUUUGGGAGAAGCAGGAGUCCUGUGUUAAUGAACUUCUAGACUUAUUUGGCCCUGACCUUGAUAAGAUUCGGCGUGUCGGCCGCCCUCUCCCAACUACCACUGCUCAGUCAAACACUACACCAGGCGCUGUCGAUACGCAUCAACCCGAAGACACAACUGCCUCGUGUUUUGCUCCUACACAAGACCCUCUCACCCAGCCGACAAGCACGAACGACUCUAUACCAAGCCGUCCCAACGCCGAAAAUACAGGCGAGCCGACGACCCGCCCGAACGAACCUCACGGACCCGAACAGAAUACCCCGUCAGGUCCCUCAAAGAGACCAGUCGACUCUCAGAGAUCCCCCGAAUCUCGCCCGACCCGUCCAACGAAGCGCGUUCGAUCGGAUAUAGCACAAGGGCCCCUUACGGGCGACAGAACAAUUGAGUUCGACCAAGUCUACCAAAACGGCCAUGCCGAGCCCAAAUAUGUCAUCGUCAAGCAUGGAGAGUUCUGGUAUAUCCUCGAGUGUAAGAAGCACAGGCUACACUUCAACAAUCAUCCCAUUCGCGGUGCCGUCAAGCAUCUUCGGGGUAAGAAGCAUAACCAGACUUCUGUCAAUUUCGAAGAUGCCAUUCGAGCUCUCGGGACCCGUGUUCUUCACUGCACUGACGACAACGUUGCUGAAAACAACGAGGUUGCGCGAAGACCUUCUUACUCUGAGAUGGGUCGGCCUGUCAAUAGUCUUUCUCCCUCAGUUGCUCACAGCAUUCCCACGCGAAGUAACCAGAAUCGCACCGAGAUUGAUCCCCAUCCUGGAGAAGUUUACACCACCUAUUGGAGUGAGACAAAGAAAUUCUUUGCCAUUCUCGUUCUGCCUUGGCGUAAUGUCGGAAACCUGGGUAAAGACCUAUCGCUCACUGUCAAGGACACCGAGCUCAUUAAGAAAGUCCCAUCUUGCUAUCGAUAUAACCAUGUCGACGAGUCAUACGAAUGGGCUCCGCAAUAUCGCCCUGGUGGAGAGUCCUACCCGAAGAGGAAGUAUCCCAUCAUGUUUUUUGAUGCCCAGGUGUUUCCGGGGCAAUGCCGCGUUUAUUGGGUUGCUGCACGCGACUUUCAGUUAUAUGAUCGCCGAGUUGCUACUAUCCCGUUCAAGGAUGUCGUGGAUGGCUAUAUUGCAUCAAGGAACAACAGUAGUGAUCAAGCAGGCCCUCAUAUCGACGGCGCACAAGGAAGCCUUAGCGAUGACCCACCGACAGCCGAAAUAUUCCCCCGCGAAGAACAAGUGACAGGUGUCCCCGGUCGAGAAAUCAUUGUCAUUGAUGAUGAAAGCGAUGAUGAAACAGGGGGUGGUGAGCCAUGGCCUGAUACACCCGUCGCGAUCCCCAUUCCCAAGACCGAGCCGCAGGAGGAGCCUUUGACGGUGGAUAAUGCCCAGCAAUAUCCAGGCCCCAACCACGGCAGUGCGUCUUCACAACAGCCGUUGAGUUCUGCGGUAGCGAAUCGUGGUCAACACCGAACGAAUAAUGAUCUGGAUUCUCAUCACACCUUGACCGAUCCGGCAGAGUACCUUCAGCGUUUAGACAACACUGGUCAAGCAGACUCUAUCCUGUUAAACCCCAAUCAUAGUCGGCAACAUGAUGACAUGUAUGAGUCUCAAGUACUAACCGGAAGCGCUUCUUCAAACCCUUCAUUUAGUACGCAACACCAGGCCACUACUGGUAACGAUCCAUUGUCUCAAUGGCCCCCGGUGCAUGAGCACGAACAGGCCACCUCGAAUUUCCAUUCCUAUCAGCCACCUCUACCAGCGACUUCUGGCACCCGCGCCCCUGAAGCCAUCAUGACCCCUAUGUGUCAUAACCAGAACCCAACACACAGCUCCCAGAGCCAGCCUGCCCAAGCAACAGAAUUGUACGGUUACCUCAACCAAGCCCGAAGUGCGUCAUCUCAAUGCCGACUUGAUAGCAAUGGUCGUCUUAAAUGGCUUGCUCCUAAACCCACGGCUGGGGUGACCAGGAAAUGA
Messenger RNA from Fusarium tjaetaba, 2283 nucleotides. RefSeq lists its product as uncharacterized. The coding region runs from base 1 to 2283 and encodes 760 amino acids. Lineage: Eukaryota; Fungi; Ascomycota; Sordariomycetes; Hypocreales; Nectriaceae. The record is from RefSeq and is a predicted model, not a curated record. The transcript has 2 exons.